AUGUCGCGCCGCGUGGUCGCGGCUUCCGCCAGCGGCGACAGCCGGAGUCGAAGCCCGAGCGCUCGCAGCAGCGCUCAAGGCGUACAGACUGCGCAGGGCGCGCAAAGCGCUCAGAGCGGUCCCCCUGCCGCGGGAACUCCGCUGCUCGGCGGCCUGGGGCGGAACGGCGAGCGCGCGGAGGUUUAUCCGCGUGCGGCUUUUGUGGGCGAGUGUGCGGAACGGCAAGUUCCGCCAGAGCAGACGGAGAUGGAAGAGGUGCUUGGCGCGUCUGGUGCGGGGGGCGGCGGGCGGAACGGCGGAACUCCCUCCCAGACGCUUGCGCGGAUCACGGCGCUGUACGGGGCGAGGCAGCUUGCGACGGACGCGCCGCGGCUGCUACAAUCAACGUCUGCUCACGGAGACGAAAUCGCGACGGCAGCAGCUGCGGAGGAGGCGGAAGUCCACGGACGGUUCGGCGAGGAGGGCGCGGAGGGCGCGGAAAGCGGAACGUACGAGGGCCUGCUGGAAGCGGUGAUUCGCGCGCGACCGGCGCCGGCGGAAGCGCAGGAAGGAGGCGGAAGCGGUGCUACUUGUACGCGCGGCGGAGCGGCGGAGAAGGGAGGGAUUAGGUUGGCGGAGAUCGCGCCGUGGGGAAACUCCGCGUCGACGGAAGCAUCUUUAGCGGAGCUUGAGGCGUCAAUAUCCGCGCUACAAGCAUCCCUGCUACUACAGCAACAGCAACACCAGCCGCAGCGGAAGGAACAACCGGCGCAGCCGCAGCAAGAGGGACAAAAGCGGGAGGACGGGGCGAGCGGAGAAUGGUAUUCCGCGCAAGUUGACAGCAAGGGGAACGACAGGGCGGAACAAUUCGGCGAAACCCUAGACUCGGAGAUGAAAACCUCGCUUGUCGGGGGAUCCAAUUCGCAAAACGGAAAGUCCCGUUUGAGUUCCCAGUUCCCAGUUCCCAACUCGCAAUCAGAAGGCGGAAAUUUCGACCCCCAGUUCGAAUCAGUCACCUUGAGAACAUUCGCCGCCUGGUCGGACGUGCAUUGCGGCGCUUUCGCCGGCGGCGGCGCGCGCGGAAAUGCGGCGGCGGAAACUGCGCAACCCGCGGAAACGGCAGUCGCUGCGCGGCCGCUGCGGCUGCUCUCCGCGGUGGACCCGAAUCAAGAGGCAAUGGUCGCGCUCGCCGCUUCCGCGCCCCCCCCAGUCGAUGACAAUGUGCGCGGAGAUGUGGCGGAAGCCGCGCGUCCUUUCCGCAGCCGCCUGCUCUCCGCGGUGGACCCGAAUCAAGAGGCAAUGGUCGCGCUCGCCGCUUCCGCAUCCCCCCCUGGCGCGCCCCUCGCCAUUCCGCUGCUGCAGCCCAACCCCUUCCCCGCGAGCUUCGGCGCCGCCAGCGCCGCGCUGCGCGCGCGGAAAAGCGGCAGCGAAUCCGCGGCGCGCGCGGCUGCUGACACCUCCGCGGCGGCGGAUCCGCACAGUCGGAGCUUCGCCCGCGCCCACAGGAAGUCCUGGAUGUACCAGCACCGCUCUUCCCUCUCCACACCUGCUCCCAACGUUCACGUUGCAGCGCCCAAGCCGCCCUUCCGCCCAAGUGCAACGUUCAGAAGAAUGCACGGUGUGUGGGGCACAAGGGGUUGA
Molecule: messenger RNA, 1620 nt
Organism: Closterium sp. NIES-65
Lineage: Eukaryota; Viridiplantae; Streptophyta; Zygnematophyceae; Desmidiales; Closteriaceae
Source: the annotation of a GenBank genome assembly